UCAUAAUCAUAUUUUGAUUACAACACAAAGGGAAAGACCUGUUCUUGGAGUAGCGACGGUUCGAAUUGAAAUUUGAACGAGUUAAAAUGACAACAUUCCGAGGAGCAUUAAUUGUGUUAGAAGGCUGUGAUCGUUCCGGAAAGACUACACAGUGCAAAAAUUUAGUCGAACGGCUGUUGCAGUCGGGCAAGAAAGCGAAAUACAUGAACUUUCCGGACCGAAGUACCGAAUGUGGCAGUUUAAUCAACAAAUUUCUGACAAACAAACAAGAGUUUGGCGACGAGACGAUACAUUUGCUGUUCAGCCUGAAUCGAUGGGAGACUAAAACGCAAAUGGAAAAAUUGCUGUUGGACGGAGUCACAUUGGUGGUGGAUCGAUAUUCAUAUUCUGGAGUGGCGUACAGUGCAGCCAAGGGUCUCAGUUACGAAUGGUGUAAGGCGCCGGAGGCUGGUCUCUUGAAACCUGAUCUGGUUCUCUAUUUGACACUGACACCGGAAGCAACGGCAAAGCGAAGUGGCUUUGGCGACGAAAGAUACGAGAACACAGAAUUCCAGCGGAAGGUGCGGCAUUGUUUCGACAAACUUUAUGACAGUUCGUAUUGGCAAAAGGUGGACGCCGAUCGCAGUGAAAGCGAAUUGGGAGCAGUUUUGGAUCAGUAUGUCGAAGAGACGAUGCAUGCGGCUGGGAAUGAUCCAUUGAACAUUCUGUGGUGAUAAUAUCCAAUAAAGACGAUCGACCUUAACGGGUCAAAUGUUGGUAGAAAA
Bradysia coprophila is the source of this 764-nucleotide messenger RNA. RefSeq lists its product as uncharacterized. The record is from RefSeq and is a predicted model, not a curated record. Gene Ontology annotation, molecular function: ATP binding; dTMP kinase activity; nucleoside diphosphate kinase activity. NCBI's taxonomy places the organism in Eukaryota, Metazoa, Arthropoda, Insecta, Diptera, Sciaridae. Gene Ontology annotation, biological process: dTDP biosynthetic process; dTTP biosynthetic process; dUDP biosynthetic process. Gene Ontology annotation, cellular component: cytoplasm; nucleus; cytosol.